AUGCGACUAUUUGAUGGGCUCUCGUCGUUUCCUCUUCUACUAGUGCAAGUCACUCGCUUUAGUUGCGGGAGUGUAUGCCUUGGAUUUGCGCAACAUCACCAUGUAGCGGAUGGAGCUUCGUGGUUGCACUUUAACAACUCAUGGGCAAGGCUAGCCAAAGGGCUCGAACUCGAUGUUUAUCCUGUUCAUGAUAGAGCUAAUUACCUUGCUCCUCGUGACCCUCCGCUAGUUAAGUUUCGUCACUUUGAGUAUGAGCCGUCCCUCCCAUCCUUAUUACCAUUCAAGGGGUUAUCAAGUGAGAUGGUGACGACAACUGAGUGUACGUUCAAGCUCACUAAAGACCAAAUGGACACCAUAAAACUACAAGCAACAUCUCAAGAAGUAACAGAUUACAAGCUAAAAAAGAAAGGAGAUGUUACAUGCAAACCAUUGUGGUAUGGUGCGAGUAAGAUUCAUGAGGCAAUCAGCAAACUGAAUGAUAUCGAGUAUCUAAUAUCAGCUAUUGAUUGUGUGGAAUCACACCCAGAUCUAACGACUAUUAUUCGUGGGCCACAUAGUUCUGUUUGUCCAAACCUCACAAUAACUUCUUGGACUAGAUUACCUUGUUAUGAAUGGGGUGGGCCCAAAUUUAUCGGCAUAAAUGGGCUCAAAUAUGAUGGUCAAACAUACAUUACACUAAGUUCAGACGCGGAUGGUAGGUAUAUAGUGGUUGUGGCACUUUUCACCCCUCAUAUAGGCUUGUUUGAAAAGUAUUUUUAUAACUUCUACAUGAUUCGUGAAUUGCUUCAUCAAAAGUUCAAAAAUAGUUCUAUCUAA
Molecule: messenger RNA, 816 nt
Organism: Chenopodium quinoa (quinoa)
Lineage: Eukaryota; Viridiplantae; Streptophyta; Magnoliopsida; Caryophyllales; Amaranthaceae
Product: hydroxycinnamoyltransferase 1-like
Exons: 3
Coding region: 1-816 (271 amino acids)
Molecular function (GO): acyltransferase activity, transferring groups other than amino-acyl groups
Source: RefSeq, a predicted model, not a curated record